CUGAAGGUGAGACAUGUGGGGAGACAGGAGCAAAGGUUGUGAGACGGUAGCCGGCGCCGGCGGCAGUGGGAGAGGGCACCCAGGGCGGCUCUGAAGAGGGGCAGACUCACCCUCACCCACCCACUCGCCCGUUCACACACGCGCCCCCAUCGCACACUACAGCCCGCACUCGCCAACACACACACACACACACACACACACACACUCACACACACCCUCCCUCCCUCUCCUCUUUCGGGCUCACCGUGGCAGUGAAUGCUUGCUUUCCUUCUGUGGCACAGCGCCCUGGCACGGGGCAGGAACACUGAGCUCUUCUUUCUCCCCUUCCCCGGCGACCUCGCAGAGCCCAAAAGGAAGUGGCCCUGCACCCUGCGUUCCCUGCCAGCCUCCCGGGUUUGGAUUUUUUUUUUUUUAUGACCCAAUUGGCAGGAUUGAAUCCCCCAAUAACUGGAGACAGUUCCCGACCUGGGAAGGUGGUAAGAGGGGAGGGCAAAGUGAAUUCAUCGACAGGGGGUUUAUCAGCAUCAACACAGCACCUUCUAUUCCGUGGGAACUGGUUUCUGGAGAGAAAGGUAGACUGAGGGAAAAAAACAAACAAAAACUUACUAAUUCAGCCAGGGUCCUCUCCUGAGUGCCUGCUUCCCUUCACGCGGUUUUCCGAUGAGAGAGGUGUCUGAAGCGCGGGGAGAGGGAAUAGGUUCGUGGGUGGAAUUCUGUGUUGGGGGAGAGGAUGGGGUUAAUUGGCUGGGUGUUGCUUGGCGGGAAGUUUCGGUGCAGAGGAUGUGGUGGUGUUAUUGCGAGUGGCAGGGACCCGCAGUCAAGGUUGAAGGAAGGACGCAAACCGAGUCUGGGCGAUAGGGGACCGUCCUCCCAGCCACAAACACCUCGGCGCAGCGGGCUGGCUGGCGACCGCGCUGCCCAUCUCCGAGAGCCGGGGGAGGAUUGUGCAGCCGACCGGGAGGAGGCGGGGAGGGCGCCGCGGGCGUGGGCUUGACGAAGCGCGAUGGCACAGACCCAACCUGACCUGGGUGUACCUCGACCAGAUUUGUCCCGGGAGCUUCCUGGGACAGCGACCAGAAAUGAUCCUGAGGUUCUGGGCUCGAGUUCUUUUUGUUUGCUUUUUGGUUUUGGUUGUUGUUGUUUCCACCUUAAGAUGAUGCCUUGGUAUGCACUCUACAAUUAAGAAGGGCCUGUGGACGUCGGGGACGUCCACCCGCGCUGGGGGGGGGGGUGCGCUGGGGCGGAUAAAGCGGCGCAUUUGCAUCGCGGGGCCGUGGGCUGCCUGACUGAGGCUGCCGCGAGCAGAUUAUUUAUUGCGACCGCGCCGGGCGCUCGCUGCUGCCACGCUGUGGCCAUCGCCGGAACCGACGCCAGCCGCAGCCCCGCGUCGUGCAGCCUGGCGCGACUGCUGCGCGGGCCCUUCAGAGGUUCCCAAGCAGCCCGAGGAGAGGGGGGCGAGGGAGGACCUCAGGGGCGGCCUCCCAGGGCCUGACUGGCCGGGAACCUCCCCCGCCUUGGCCACCCCUGACCGGAGCUGGACGCCCGACUAGACUCGAGUCCUGCCGCCAGCCCAGCACCAUGGAGACUGGUUGCACAGGCCGCCUGGCACGUCAUGGCUGCUUCUCUCCAAACUGCGCGUCCCAAGGCGCCCCGGGGGCGCACACUGGUUCGGGAAACGAGCCCGCUGUGGGAUUUUGAAAUCGGAGAUAGCACUCGUAGUCCUGAGGCCUGCAGGCCUGGCUGGCCCUGAGGAGGAUUGGCUAUGGCAAGGAAGGCGGGCUUUGGCUCCAAGCGAAGGCCUGUGACAGGCAGAGGCCGCACCUGUGUGCUAUGGGCUCUGGCCUGGGCUAGCGAUCCCGGCGGACGCAGUGGCCUUCAAGGAACCCCCCAGCAGGCCUCUCUCCAGACCGGCGGAGGUCGAGGAGCUCAGUGGGCAGCCCCAGAAAAGGGCGAAUGGUGAGGCUCUGCUCGCUCGCCAUCCCAUCCCCCUCGAAGAGCAGCUGAAAGGCUACGUGUGCCACCUGGUCAGGCAAAUUGUCAAUUUUAGGUCCAGAAGUGUCCAGACCACAAGUUUCUCAAAACUCUCUGAAAAAAUGGCUCCCUCCGAGUUAAGCAAUUCUGAAAGGCAUUCUCUGGGAAAAGUCUGUGGAGAAGCAAGGGAUCUUCUUGAAAAUAAUGUGGUCUCGGGCAAAGACUCAGCAUCUUGGCUGUCUGCUCAAAAAAUGCCUAGACUCUUGGUGGAAAUUGAGUGUCGAGCUGCAAAACCUCGAAUGGCAGAUUAUCAUCAUUUAAGGAAGAGAAGAGAGAGGAUCGAGAUUGUUUUUCUAAUAUUCCAGAACAAAAUGGCAGUUUUUGCCCAAGCUGUCUUGAUUGUUAAGGUAUUGGUAAGUUUUACAAAGCCAAAAUUACCCACAAUGAUCCAAAUGAUUAUGUCAUUUCUUCAAGUGUUUUGCCUGCUUCAGAUUUGGUCUUUAAGGGAGUUUGUUAUAACAGCUUAGAAAAUCCCACUUUGUGCUUCAAAAUCGUUCAUUGUCUGCCCCUUGCUAGGGCAACCAUAAGAGUUCACCCAGAGGACAAAUUUUCUAUCUCAUUAAUUUUUUUUUUUUUAAAGCGAACCCUACUGGCCCCUCAAACCCUUGGCCUUUAAAGACAGUAUUUUGCGUAAGCUCUAUAAGCCUCCUACAAAAAUGACCCUUAUACAUGCUCCCCUCUUUUUUCUCUCUUUUCCCCUCCUUCCCUCUAACACACACUCAUCUGCUUUAGUCACAGAGCCACACUGUGCAUGACUCCGGAGAUAAAAGUUUUGUCAACAUCUGAAAUCAACCUAAUCGGACAGGAGACACUUUAAUGGUCACAGUUUGAAUUAAGUACUUAACACUCUCCCCCAUGAAGAGAAAUGGCAUUUUGCAGGCUCUCUUUCCUAGUUUUGCUGAAAUCUACGAUAUACCCGGUGUUUUAUUACAGCAGGAAUUCAACUGUGACAGGCAUAGUAGAGUACUUAAUACCCAGGAUGGAGCUCCUGGGAAGAUUACCUAGAUAUAUGGGGAGUGGGCCCUCCACACAGCAUCUCUGACUUUAUAUUUACCUGUCCCAGGGUGCCCACAUUCCCCCCACUUCUCAGCCUCCUCCCCAUGGGAUGGGUAUCACCAUCUCUCCUCUGUCCGCCUGCUUCCCUGAGCUUCCAAUCUGUGCUGCUUUUCUCACCACUGCCUUUCCUACAGCCCUUUCAACAUAGAAACAUAGCCACAGCUCUUUGGAAUGGAAAGAAAGAAAACCCCCAAAGAAUCACUGUAGCAAACAGAAACCUGGGACUUCCUGUGUGAAUGAGGUGGUUCUGUGCAGGCAAUAGGCUGUUCUUUGUACUCUCUUGGUCUCUGCAUCCCUAGCUGCGGUCUGGUAUUGAAGAACACAGGCUCACCUUUCCCAACAGCUGCUCCUGUUGCCCCUUGUCUGUAUUAUACACUGGCCCAAGAAUAACUGCUUCCUCUCUCAUAGACUAGGUAGGGGCUGGGAAGGAGGAGGAAGAGAGUGUGUUCUAACUCCUUGAUAGCAUCAGGGAGGCUGCUGGCGCUGUUAUGAAACAUUCUAGUCUGAAACUUCAGUCUUGGAACUCUGGCAUCUCUUCUUCUCAAGGCCCCAAACUCAUGGGGGCCCCUCUCCCCUACCCCUGCUUUCAGGCCAGUCCCACCCUCUCUGGGAUUGAUUCCUGGGGCUAAAAGAGAUUCCCUGAUUGAAAGGAUGUCCAAGGCAAAAGAGAUCUGGAGCCCGUUUUGGUUCAGUCUUCUCAUUUUACCAAUGAGGAAACUGAGGCAGCUGAACGCUUCCCCUUCACGUUCUAUAUGUUAAUGAGUGUGUAGUUUGAACAGAGUCUUUGGUCUCACCUUGGGUAGGGGUAAGUGUACAGACAUCUUUUCUCUGCAGAAGCCUGGAAUGGACAUAUGCAUCUGAGCUUACACUUGAAACGGAGGGCCACAGGUGUCCAGAGGCCAGGGAAGAAGGGUGGUUUCUUGCCUGAUGAGCCACCAAAGCAGCUGGGGAAAUUAUGUAACCAAACUGCUUUAGCCAGUGCGCUGAGACAGGUGGGCUGACCUCUGGGCUCAGGAAGGGACUGACAUCAGGGCACCUGACUGUCCACAAUUCUCCUAGUCCUGGAAUGACUAAUUCUCCUAUGGCUGGCCCUGGAAUUUACAUGGUGGUGGCUUGCCUGGGAGCCGGGCAAGGGCAUCUGCGUUUCGGAGGCCUGGGAACUAAAAAAGUCAAACAAGGAUCCUGGUUGCAGCAGAUAAAGGUGUAGCGCCUGUUCGAGGGAGAUAUUGAAAUUGUAAUCUUUGUGGUCACGUGACUCAUUAAAUAAUUAAUGCGGAUCGUCAGGAAUGGAUCGGAGUCGUCAGGGCCUCACUAGGAAUGAAUCUCUCAGAAGAGAGUCCCCCAACUUCCUAUUUGAGUUUUAAAAGCACACAUACUCAGAUUUGUAUCCAAAGGCUUUUUAACUCCUUCAGGAGUGGUGGAGUGAGGCCGUCAGCGGCCAGGACCGGAGCUGGCGGGCCCACGCUGGGUCUUGGGCUUUUCCUGCAGGGGUUCUGCGAGUCUGCGGAGCACGCCGCGUCCGGGGAAACGUGAGUUGGGGCUCGGGAUUUCUGCGGUCACAUCUUGGCUUUGGUGAUGAAGCGGGACGGAUGCGCAGACAGUUGAGCGCCCAGACACCGGAAACGGCGGUUCCCUGAGCGCCCGGAGCUGGAGACACUCUCGAGUUCAGUCUUCGACAUCUUUCGAGGUCUACGCUGGGCGGCCAUUGGCGGCGGAGCGUCACGUGACCUCGGGGGCGUGCCAAUGUGCGCCCUCACGGGUGUCAAGCCCCUGUCAGAGUGUGCGAUCAAGAUCGUGAAACAACGCGAUGCAAAAAGCGACCUACUACGACAGCUCGGCGAUCUACGGUGGCUACCCUUACCAGGCAGCCAACGGGUUCGGUUAUAAUGCCAGUCAGCAGCCAUACCCGGCGUCCGCAGCACUGGGUGCCGAUGGCGAGUACCACAGACCCGCCUGUUCGCUCCAGUCGCCCUCAAAUGCCGGGGGCCACCCCAAGGCGCACGAGCUGAGCGAGGCGUGUCUGCGCACCCUGAGCGGUCCGCCCAGCCAGCCCCCGGGCCUAGGCGAGCCGCCUCUGGCCCCGCUGCCGCCCCAGGCCGCGCCCCCUGCCCCACCACAGACGCAACCCCCGCCGCAGCCCCCUGCGCCUGCCCCUGCCGCGCCCCCGCCCCCCUCGUCAGUCUCCCCCCCUCAGAAUGGCAGCAGCAACCCCACCCCCGCCAGCGCAGCCAAGAGCCCCCUACUCAACUCGCCCACCGUGGCCAAACAAAUCUUCCCCUGGAUGAAAGAGUCUCGGCAAAACACAAAGCAGAAAACCAGCGGCUCCAGCUCAGGGGAGAGCUGCGCAGGUGACAAGAGCCCACCUGGGCAGGCGUCGUCCAAGAGGGCGCGCACAGCCUACACGAGCGCUCAGCUGGUGGAGCUAGAGAAGGAAUUUCACUUCAACCGCUACCUGUGCCGGCCGCGCCGGGUGGAGAUGGCCAACCUGCUGAACCUCACCGAGCGCCAGAUCAAGAUCUGGUUCCAGAAUCGCCGCAUGAAGUACAAGAAGGAUCAGAAGGGCAAGGGCAUGCUGACAUCAUCAGGGGGCCAGUCCCCAAGUCGCAGUCCCGUGCCGCCCGGCGCUGGCGGUUAUCUUAACUCUAUGCAUUCGCUGGUUAACAGCGUCCCGUACGAGCCCCAGUCGCCCCCGCCUUUCUCCAAGCACCCCCAGGGCGCCUACGGGCUGCCCCCCGCCUCCUAUCCCGCACCCCUGCCCAGCUGCGCGCCCCCGCCGCCCCCGCAGAAGCGCUACACCGCGACGGGGGCGGGCGCGGGCGGCACACCCGACUAUGAUCCGCACGCGCAUGGCCUGCAGGGCAAUGGCAGCUAUGGGACUCCACACUUACAGGGAAGCCCCGUCUUCGUUGGGGGCAGCUAUGUGGAGCCCAUGAGCAACUCUGGCCCGCCCCUCUUUGGCCUAACUCACCUCCCCCACGCCGCCUCGGCUGCCAUGGACUACGGGGGCGCUGGGCCGCUGGGCAGUGGCCACCAUCAUGGGCCCGGGCCAGGGGAGCCGCACCCCACCUACACGGACCUUACCGCCCACCAUCCUUCUCAGGGAAGAAUUCAGGAAGCCCCCAAGCUCACCCAUCUGUGAUGGUGGGCUCGGGGCUGCGCGCCAGGAGAGUCCCCACCCUAUCCCCACCCCCCCCCCCACCCCCGCUACCUACCUUUCUUUUUCGUUUGCUUUUUUUGUUUUGUUUGUUUAAGGUUCUUCCCGCCCCUCCCUUUUCUCUCUCCUCCACCCCCCAUUCUCCCCCCCCCCCGCUUUGUUUUCUUUGGUAACACGUUUUUAUAGUUUAUGUGACGUAGCAAUCUUGGUUGCUGGAAUGGCUGUCAGUAUCAGUAGCGAUAUUUAUCUCCUCCCGCCCCUCGCUCGGCCGCUGGCCCUGCACCCUUUACCUUCUCUACUCUUUGAUCAGAAACAGGGUAUAUGAACAAAUUUUCUAGCCAAGUUCUUUGAUGUGAAUUUGUUCGUACAUUAUGGCUCCCGAGGGGAAGCGAUUACUUUUUUUUUUUUUAGAUUUUAGUAUUUUUUUUAAUUGCACUUCUUGUAAAGAGCGAGAAAAAAAUCAAAGGCGCUUUGAAACAGGGGCUCCCUGUGCAAGGAUGACUAAGUGUACGUCUUUCCGUGUGUGUAUGCUGGUGAACAGUCAGAUUUAUUUAUAUUUUUUUUGCAAGCAUUGAAUAAGUUUUAAAUAUUAUUUAUCCCCAUCCGUUCGUAUUUAUAUUAAAGAAAUUCUGUACCCUGAUUGUUCAGAAGGUUUCUUGGGCCUUUUGUUCAAUGGUGUAUUGGCGUACAUAGAAAAAAAUUUUAUUCGAAAGGGAAAUAGAAUUCCUUUAUAAAAACAGUAAUGAUGCAAUAAUACCAGAGAGGAUCCAGCUUCUGAAAACAGUGAUUUAGGUUUGUAACAUCAAGCGAAACUGAAAAAAAAAUCUGUAAACGCGAAAAACGCUAGGUUUGUUUUGAGAGUUCUACAUUCCUUGCUGCUCACAUUCUGAGAAACAAAACAAAAAAAUAAAAUAAAGUUUCUAUUCUGAAUAA
This is a messenger RNA of Balaenoptera ricei (Rice's whale), 7174 nucleotides long. It is a transcript of the gene HOXA3, whose product is annotated as homeobox A3. The coding region runs from base 4895 to 6226 and encodes 443 amino acids. Gene Ontology annotation, biological process: regulation of transcription by RNA polymerase II. Gene Ontology annotation, molecular function: RNA polymerase II cis-regulatory region sequence-specific DNA binding; DNA-binding transcription factor activity, RNA polymerase II-specific. NCBI's taxonomy places the organism in Eukaryota, Metazoa, Chordata, Mammalia, Artiodactyla, Balaenopteridae. Gene Ontology annotation, cellular component: nucleus. The transcript has 7 exons. The record is from RefSeq and is a predicted model, not a curated record.